Schizophyllum commune H4-8 is the source of this 945-nucleotide messenger RNA. RefSeq lists its product as uncharacterized. Lineage: Eukaryota; Fungi; Basidiomycota; Agaricomycetes; Agaricales; Schizophyllaceae. Gene Ontology annotation, molecular function: protein binding. The transcript has 2 exons. The record is from RefSeq and is a predicted model, not a curated record. The coding region runs from base 1 to 945 and encodes 314 amino acids.
AUGCCAGCUGAAGAGAACUCUGAGAAACAGGCUGCGCACUCAGACGGAGAGCAACCAGUGCACGCGUCGCUGCCGUCGCAACAACUUGACAAUUCGGGAGCCAGCUCGAGCAACCAGAUCGCACCGUCCGAGGGACAGUCAGCAGAGGCCGCGCAGAACGCGGACAAAGAUUCCGAGGACGAAAGCGACGCGUCGCAUACCGCUGUUCGCGCAUCACCCCCUCGCUCUACGCAGCCUCAGCCAUUCCCCCUCUCCCCACCUACGCCAAAGAUUGAACUUCUGCCGGAACCUGAGACCGUCGAAGACGACCUAUCAGACGACUCCGACGAAUUCCCCGCCCUCGACGAGCUCGUCGAUCAGAUGCAUCCGGAACGAAGCAGCCAGAGCCACACCGUAAAGGACGAAUCAUCGCCACCAACAAGUAGAGCUGCCGUGAAGGAGGAAGCCCCAGAUGAUAAUAUCAUCUACGUCUCUUCCCGCGAACCCAGUCCCAUGUCUCGGUACCCAGCAACCCAGCCUCCCCCAUCCUCGAAGCGUCAGAAACCGAGGUUCUCCAGCGCCACGCAGCCAUCAGCAUCCCAAUCCCCUCAGAUCAGACCUAAGCCCGCAUCUGCUCGCGUCACUAGCCACUCCAGUUUGAAGCGCAGGCUCUCGUCCGCAUCUGUCUCUGGGAACGCGUCCGCCUCUCCGAAGCGCCCCCGGAAGUUCAAGAAACACGAGGAUUUCUGGGCACUCGAUGGCAGCGUCAUCCUGCAAGUCGAGGACUAUCAGUUCAAGCUGCACCGUAGCUCCCUCGCUAAGCAAUCUGCGUGGAUGAGCGUCUUGUUUGAGGAGGCUCCUGACGGGGAGGACGUCGGUGGCAUGCCCAUCUACUGCCUCGACAAGACCGGUCUACGAGCCAGCGACUUCGAAGUACUCCUCCGGACAUGGGAGAACGCGAUGUGA